AUGGCUGCGGUGUGCGUGUCUGUCGUUUGUUGUGGUGUGGGUGCUGUUGCCUUGUCUUGUGCUUCUCUACCCAUCCAUCCAUCCAUCCGUCCGCCCGUCCGUCCGUCCGUCCGUCCGUCCGUCCGUCCGUCCGUCCGUCCGUCCGUCCGUCCGUCCGUCCGUCCCUCCGUCCCUUCGUCCCUCCGUCCCUCCGUCCCUCCGUCCCUCCGUCCCUCCGUCCCUCCUUCCCUCCGUCCCUCCGUCCCUCCGUCCAUCCGUGGGCGUGAGUGGGAGGGGCGUGAGUGGAAAGGGUGUGAGUGGGAGGGGCGUGGGUGGGAGCAGCAGGUGCUAAGAGGUGGAGCGAUCACAGCAGGUGCUAAGAGGCUGGUGGUGGAUCUGGGCAUGCUGGGCGUCAUGCUGCACCAGCAGCCCAUGAUGCCCAUCACCUUCCACGUCUCCCCGCCUGGCGUCACCCGCAGCAUGAGCCAAGAGCUGCUAGAGGAGGAGAUCACAGCCUUCACACUGGGCAUGGCACUGCACGACCCCAGCACGCCCGAGUGGCCCAUCUACAUGCCCAUGGCCAAGUCCCUCGUCCGCGCCCUCGAUGCCACGCAGCUCGCUGCCAGGGAGCUGCUGCCUCAUGUGCCGGUGAGUGAGAGAGUGUUUGUGUGGCAAGCAAGGGUGGCUCACCCCCCUACAUGCCCAUGGCCAAGUCCAUCAUCCACCGCGCCCUCGAUGCCACCCAGCUCGCUGCAAGAGAGCUGCUGCCCCAUGUGCCGGUGA
Closterium sp. Naga37s-1 is the source of this 762-nucleotide messenger RNA. NCBI's taxonomy places the organism in Eukaryota, Viridiplantae, Streptophyta, Zygnematophyceae, Desmidiales, Closteriaceae. The record is from the annotation of a GenBank genome assembly.